AUGGAAGGCGUCCUGCAAAAAAAAUCACUCAUUUCAAAAAAGAAUCGUGCUGCUCCAAUUACUUCACAUGCUUGUGUCAAAUGGGCUAAGGAACAUAUUAGUUGGACUCGCCAGCAGUGGAACAAAGUUCUAUUUUCUGAUGAAUCCAAGUUUAACGUGAUGGGAAGUGAUGGUACUAAGUAUGUCAGACGUCCAGCCAGAAAAAGAUUCCAUCCCAUGUAUCAACUGCCCACUGUAAACCAUGGUGGAGGAAACAUCCUGCUUUGGGGUUGCUUCAGUAGUCAUGGAGUCGCACCUCCUCGCCAAUUUCAUGGGAAUUUGGACAGAUUCGGCUUUGAGGAGAUCUUGGAAACAACAAUGCGUCCAUUUGCUCUUCAAAUCAUUGGCAGAGGAUUCAUCUUUCAGCAAAACAAUGACCCGAAGCGUAUAUCCUCGCAUAUUCGUGACUGGUUCAACCGACGUCGUGUGAAAGUUCUUGACUGGCCAAGUUAG
Messenger RNA from Necator americanus (New World hookworm), 492 nucleotides. RefSeq lists its product as uncharacterized. The transcript has a single exon. The record is from RefSeq and is a predicted model, not a curated record. Lineage: Eukaryota; Metazoa; Nematoda; Chromadorea; Rhabditida; Ancylostomatidae. Bases 1 to 492 code for a protein of 163 amino acids. Gene Ontology annotation, molecular function: nucleic acid binding.